Molecule: messenger RNA, 2646 nt
Organism: Engraulis encrasicolus (European anchovy)
Lineage: Eukaryota; Metazoa; Chordata; Actinopteri; Clupeiformes; Engraulidae
Gene: pcsk9
Product: proprotein convertase subtilisin/kexin type 9
Exons: 12
Coding region: 412-2448 (678 amino acids)
Biological process (GO): proteolysis
Molecular function (GO): serine-type endopeptidase activity
Source: RefSeq, a predicted model, not a curated record
AUGAUAAAGGCCAUCAUGUCUGAACUUGUUAGUAGCACGCCACCCUGCUUUAAAAAUGUGUUGGCUUGUUAUUUGCGAUUGGAGCUGUGAAAUUUGAGCCAUUAGAAGGCAUUUAUAAAGCCAAGACAUCAUUCGAUACAAAAGCGGUGGCGUGAGCCCUCAAAACGUCACCAGUCCCCGCCUUCGAGGAUAGCCCAAGUUUACUUCACCUCUUACAAUUAUCAUAUAAAUGUGCAAUAGGAAUUAUUGAGAGCGUGCGCUACUCCUGAGCUCGCGCUGGUAAAUAACAAACUUUCACAAACUUCUGUAGCAAACUUCUGUUGGCUAUUCUUUUUUUGUUAUUUUAUUACUGUUAAGUUCAUCAAGGGACUAUUUUAAGAUAUUGCACACACAACACACAAAAGAAACACAAUGGGUGCUAUAGUGAAGUGCGGAAUUGUAGGCAUUUUUCUGUGCGCUUUGGUUCCACUUGCCAUCUCCUCUGAAGACUACACAGAGGAGGAGGAGAUGAUUAUAUCUGUGAUUCGCCAGGAUGAUACCCAACCAGAGUCCGGGACCGAACCAUCCGCAGAGUUCUACAGGUGCAAUAAGGGCGAAUGGCGGAUACCCGGCCAAUACAUUGUGGUGAUGCGGGAGGGUUCGCACGACAACCACGUGGAGCGCACCAUCCGCAGGCUGCAGGUCAAAGCCGCCAAGCGAGGCUACCUUAUCGAGGUCAUGCAGAAGUACUCUGGCGCCUUCCAUGGCUUUUUGGUGAAGAUGAGCAGCGAUGUGCUGCACACGGCAGUGCAUCUUCCACAUGUGAAGUACAUUGAAGAGGACUCCUCAAUCUAUGCUCAAGGGCUUCCCUGGAAUCUGGACCGCAUUGUGCAGACAAAGCACGAACCGGGAAAAUACGCACCACCGAAUGAUGGCUCCCAGGUAGCUGUGUACCUGUUAGACACAAGCAUCCAGCUGAAACACCGUGAGAUUGAAGGGCGAGUGCAGCAGACCGACUUCAACAAUGUUCCCGAUGAAGACGGAGUUCGAGUACACAGACAGACCAGUCAGUGUGACAGUCACGGCACCCACAUAGCGGGCGUGCUGAGUGGCCGGGACUCGGGCGUGGCGCGGGGGGCCAGUGUCAACGGCGUACGACUGCUCAACUGCCAGGGCAAAGGCACUGUCUCGGGAGCACUGGCAGCACUGGAGUACAUCCGAGCGUCCCUGGAGGCCCAGCCCCUGAGCCCUCUGGUGGUGCUGCUGCCGUUUGUGGGGGGGUUCAGCCGCACCCUCAACGCCGCCUGCAGGGACAUGGUGCGGUCCGGGGCCACGCUCAUUGCAGCCGCCGGGAACUACAAGGAUGACGCCUGCCGCUACUCACCCGCAUCCGAGCCAGAGGUGAUCACAGUAGGCGCCACUAACAGUGCCGACCAGCCCCUGGACUUGGGCACCACGGGCACCAACUACGGGCGCUGCGUGGACCUGUUUGCCCCCGGCGAUGACAUCGUGAGUGCCUCCAGUGACUGUGCCACCUGCUUCACGCCCAAGAGUGGCAGCUCACAGGCUGCCGCACACGUCGCUGGCAUAGCCGCGGUCAUCCUGAACGCCCGACCCAACGCUACGUCAGUGGAGGUGCUGCAGCUGCUCCUCAAGCACGCAGUGAAGGAGGCCAUCAACCCAGACAGCUUCCCUCUGGAGAACCGCCAUGCCUCACCCAAUAUGGUCGCCGCCCUGCCAACCACGGACUCUGACCUCACAGAAGAGGACCUGCUGUGCCGUUCCGUGUGGUCGGAGGUGUCGGGGACGUUGGCGUCUGACAGCGCGGUGACCAGGUGCCGCCAGGGGGAGGAGCUACUGAGCUGCUCCAGCUACGCCCUCGAGGGCACCAGGGCCGGGGACAGGAUAGAGGAGCGGGACGGAGAGAGGCGGUGUGUGGCCAGCAACAGCGCCGGGGGCCGGGGGGUGUAUGCCAUCGCCCGCUGCUGUACCCGGGGCCUCGUGCAGUGCCAGCUCAGCACCAGCGGGCAGCCAGGUACCAAGGCGGUGUGCCCCAAACCACAGCACCAACUCACAGGCUGCAGUGUCCAUUCAGAGUCCGGGGUGCUGUCGUCGGACGCAGGACGGCCUCACCAUGGCGACCAGAAGGCCUGUCCAGGAGGGGAGGGGAUGAGGUCAUACGCAUCAUGCUGCCACGCCCCCAACCUGCAGUGUCACCUGAAGGAGAGCGGCCCUGCAGCCCACAGCGAACAGGUUGAGGUGUCAUGUGAGGAGGCCUGGACGUUGACGGGCUGCAGUGCCUUCUCCCAGGGCUCGCCCACCCAUGGGGCCUACAGCCGGGGCAACACCUGCGUGGCCCCCAGCUCCGGCUCCAGCGGGGGAGAGGGGCCCACUGCCGUGGCCAUCUGCUGCAGGCUCGACCGAAAGCAGGAGCCGCAGCAGCAGACCAUCGACGGCAGCCAUGACUGAAUAGGGCAUCUGGGAACAAGUCAAACCACUUUCUCCUGUCCUACCCUGCUGCUUGUGGGCUUGUGAUUGAAGGAUUCAAUAUCUAAGAAAAGCACAAUUUAAAGGUCAUUAUCUCAUUUGCAAUCGGGAUGUUGAAUGGGGCAACCCCACCGCCAAAAAAGUUGGUCUGCCUAGGUUGACAACAGGGAACCUUUUUUU